UACAGUUUGCCAAGUCACUCUACGAAAGACAGUUAUCUGAUGAGCUACAACUUAUUCGGUCACCUUCCAGAAUGAACAAAAUAUAUUUGAGCAGCAAUCAUGAUCAAAGAAAUGCAACUCCCUCUCCACUGCCGAUUAGGUUGGAUAAGAUUAGAUCUCAGAAUGGAUCAGCCAAUGAUUCCAAUGCUGGAAAAAUGCGGCCUAAAAGCCGCCAUCGAAGCCUUGCUAGUAGCAAAGUACGUCGGCUGAGGAACAGUUUUAUGCCCAUGCUAUUCCGGGACGCAGAGAUUUCCUAUAGUCCCAAAUUUAACUCCAGAUGUGGUGGGGGGAGAGGAGAAAGGAGAAGAUCAAGAGGACAAAAAGGGUUCUGUUCAACGAUCAGUCCCAUCCUCAGUAGAGGAUCAGACAGUUUUGACAGCGAUUCAGAACAAGCUGCGACAUGCAGCUGGAAAGAGGAUAAUAAUAAUACAUUUGACCCAGAAUUUAAGGUGUUCAAUGUGAGCGGAAGUUACUUUUUGAUAGAAACAGAAAUCUUUUCCCUUUACCCCGACACUCUCCUUGGUUCUGAGCGUCUUGAGGAGUUUUACCGCCCUAAAAGGGACGAGUACUUUAUAGAACACAACAAGUACGUGUUUCCCGCCAUUUUGAGGUUCUACACUCACCAAGAAGAGCUGGUCUGUCCUCCUUGUAUGCCUAAAGAUACUUUUGAGGAUUGUAUGGAGUUUUACGGACUGUUGCCCUACUUCCAGGGCUUGAAGUCGGUGGUUAAUGGUGGCCCAGAAGUGUUGGAUCCCAAAACCUGGAAAGAUAGGCUAUCUUGCACCCUGCAGUUUCCCUACUUUUCGCAAACAGCGAAAGCGUAUGCCAUAUUCGACAUCUGCGUUAUAGUUCUCAGUACGAUGACGCUGGUGCUGGAAUCUAUUCCAGAACUCACCCGCCAACCAUACUUUAAUGUGGUGGCACAAAUAGUUGAGGCGUGUGUGAACGUGUACUUCACAAUCCAGGCUCUCCUUCUCCUCCUCGUUUACUCGCCGUGGAAGGAUUACUUUAAAAGCGUGCUUCACUGGAUCGAUAUUAUCUCAAUAUUACCUUUCUAUCUGAGACUCAUCGCUGGGAGUUUCUUUAACCAGGUAGGAGGGUUCCGAGUACUGCGUCUUAUCCGACUACUCCGAGUAAUGAAGCUGUUCAGACACUCCCGAGGUAGCCAGACUAUGAUGACCUUCCUCCUUGCUUCUCUCCCUGAAAUCAUGUUACUUCUUCUCAUGUGGAGCAUUGGAGUUCUCCUCUUUGGACCCCUCAUCUUCUUUAUCGAACACGCCCACGGGGAAAACGACUUCAAGUCAGCCUUCUCUGGAAUGUGGUUUUGUGUGGUCACUAUUGGGACUGUUGGAUAUGGGGACUUGUCACCUGCCACUAACUUGGGCAAAUUCGUGUCAGCACUUUAUACAAUUCUCAAUCUGACCAUCAUGACAAUACCUAUAUCCAUUAUUAUCACCAAGUUUAGCAGGUCGGUGAGGCAGGCUAAGAAGUAGCCUGCUGAGAAGUCAGAACUUUGAUGGCAGUGAUAAUUAAAGCAAUUUUUG
This is a messenger RNA of Bolinopsis microptera, 1583 nucleotides long. RefSeq names its product potassium voltage-gated channel subfamily A member 10-like. Gene Ontology annotation, molecular function: voltage-gated potassium channel activity. NCBI's taxonomy places the organism in Eukaryota, Metazoa, Ctenophora, Tentaculata, Lobata, Bolinopsidae. The coding region runs from base 72 to 1532 and encodes 486 amino acids. The record is from RefSeq and is a predicted model, not a curated record. The transcript has 6 exons. Gene Ontology annotation, biological process: potassium ion transmembrane transport; protein homooligomerization. Gene Ontology annotation, cellular component: voltage-gated potassium channel complex; membrane.